This is a messenger RNA of Carica papaya (papaya), 1998 nucleotides long. RefSeq lists its product as uncharacterized. The record is from RefSeq and is a predicted model, not a curated record. NCBI's taxonomy places the organism in Eukaryota, Viridiplantae, Streptophyta, Magnoliopsida, Brassicales, Caricaceae.
AGUAAAGCAGGUGGAAUUUAAAAUUCGAUAAAUUGGAAGUGUCUUGGGUUUACAGCGAAGACGGAAGCCGCCAUUAUUGGCUGCCUGCCACAGGAAUAGUCUUCUUGUUAUUUCAAAUUUCCAUUUCCUAAUUCCCUUUCGACAGAGCCGACGCCUGAGCAGAUCUGCUUCUUCCUGAUUAAAUUUCCAUUUUGGAUUAUUUUCUGUUUCUACACGACGCGAGGAAAACGAGUAAGUUUGGGGUUUACGAUUUCGCCGGACUCUCCUUGACUACGACUUAAAUCAUUCAAUGUCCAGGGGUUUAAGAGAAUCAAGAGGCAUUUAUUGUAAGGCUUAGAUUUGACUCACGUCUUUUUUAGGCUGUUUUACAAUGGCGGAUAUCAUGCCAAUUUACCUCAACAUUGUAGCAUUUCUAUGCACCAGUGGAGCCAUUUCUCUGGCAAUUUUCCACAUCUACCGACAUCUUUUAAAUUACACGGAACCUACUUAUCAGAGAUUCAUUGUUCGCAUCAUCUUUAUGGUCCCGGUUUAUGCAUUAAUGUCUUUCAUGUCCCUUGUUCUACCUCAGAGCUCAAUCUACUUUAAUUCCAUUCGAGAAAUGUAUGAAGCAUGGGUUAUUUACAAUUUCCUGUCACUAUGCUUGGCAUGGGUUGGUGGCCCAGGAGCUGUUGUGCUAAGUUUGAGUGGUCGUGUCAUGAAGCCAUCAUGGUGUCUCAUGACAUGUUGUUUACCUCCAAUACCAUUGGACGGGCGAUUUAUACGGAGGUGCAAGCAAGGAUGUUUGCAAUUUGUGAUUCUAAAGCCCGUCUUAGUUAUUGUUACGCUAAUCCUUUAUGCGAAAGGAAAAUAUGAGGAUGGCAAUUUUAGUCCAAAUCAAGCAUAUCUAUACCUUACUAUCAUUUAUACCAUCUCCUAUACAAUGGCUCUUUAUGCAUUGGUAUUAUUUUACAUAGCCUGCAGAGAUCUGCUUCAGCCAUUCAAUCCUGUCCCCAAGUUUAUCAUAAUCAAAUCUGUUGUUUUCUUAACAUAUUGGCAGGGUGUUCUGGUUUUUCUUGCUGCUAAAUCUGGGUUCAUAAAGGAUGCAGAGGAAGCAGCCACGUUUCAAAAUUUUAUAAUAUGUGUUGAGAUGCUUAUUGCUGCAAUUGGUCAUCUUUAUGCAUUUCCGUACAAAGAGUACGCUGGUGCAAAUAUUAGUGGUUCACGUGGUUUCACAGGGAGCCUCGCACAUGCCUUGAAGUUAAAUGACUUCUAUCAUGACACUGUUCACCAGUUUGCACCAACUUACCAUGAUUAUGUACUCUACAACCACAGUGAGGGUGAGGAGGGGACAAGGAAGUAUCGAUCACGCACAUUUGUACCAACUGGCCAGGAGAUGGAUACUGUUAGAAGGAACAAGCACGUCUUUGGAAAUAAGAUAGAGGAGAUACAGUCUUCCAGUCACUCGUCUUCCAGUACAAGCACCCCAAAGGAUUCGAACACUAGUCUUGACCCUGUCCAGUCUGAUGCUACAAAAUCUUCCUUGCUUGUGGAUCCCUCAAAUUCUUUUGCUGUGUCAUAUGACAUGUCUCUUAUUGACAUUGACAUGUCUAGUUAUCCAGCUAAAGUUCCUGCAGCUAAUGAAAGUGGGACUAGAUGACAAAAAUGGAUAAAGUGCCAUAGAUCAGCAAGAAGAAUUUCAUUUGAUGAGAAAAAUGGUUAAAGAGGACUUUCAGUUGCAUCUUGUGCGGAAGAGGCUUGCGUGCAAAUUGGCUAUAUUUUAUUAAGAAGUGUGAUUAACCCUUCUGUUCUUCCCCUUUUCUGUCUUUUUUUCUUAAAGCAAGGUACUUAAUGAGCUGUUGUCCUCCUGCUGGAGUUGUCUUUAAUCUGAACCGCCUGUUCUUCUACGUUGCCCAGGUCUAAUUUGGCCCCUCGUUGUAGAUACAAACUUCGUUUGUAAUAUCCGGAAUAUCAGAGUUGAAACAACUUUUAUACCAUUGCAAUUGUACUGUGUGGAAACUA